Molecule: messenger RNA, 4275 nt
Organism: Pseudophryne corroboree (corroboree frog)
Lineage: Eukaryota; Metazoa; Chordata; Amphibia; Anura; Myobatrachidae
Gene: SOX4
Product: SRY-box transcription factor 4
Exons: 1
Coding region: 460-1632 (390 amino acids)
Biological process (GO): anatomical structure morphogenesis; cell differentiation; positive regulation of transcription by RNA polymerase II
Molecular function (GO): RNA polymerase II cis-regulatory region sequence-specific DNA binding; DNA-binding transcription activator activity, RNA polymerase II-specific
Source: RefSeq, a predicted model, not a curated record
AGGCGGAAUUGAGCAGCGCUCUGAGUUGUAUGAGCAGCAGUAGUGUGUAUGGUAGCGGCUGCAGGCUGUCCUCCUCUGUAUACCUGUAUACUACACGUCUGUGUGUAAGCACCCUGCAUUCUCACUCAGGACUGCACACACCUAUCACAGCCCGCUGCUUUCUGGGAUUGUAUUCUGCUCAUGAACAUUUUGCUAUCAGUGCCCGGCAGAUUCUCCUGGUGAUUGGUGCCAGCAGCCGCCUCCUGGACUGGAGCCGUGUAAUAAUCACUACAGUAAUAAUAAUCACCAUCACACAGUAAUAAAGCCAGAGCGAUGCCCGCCAGUGGCUGGAUCCGCCAGUAACCGCGCACAACGUGGCUCUAGCGCCUGACCCGGGCUGAUCGGUGCACACGCUGCAUUGGAUGUUCCAGCGCCUGGAUCACUCCGGGACACCGCAGCCGGGACGCUCCGCGCAUCACCAUGGUUCAGCAGAGCAGCAACGCCGAGAACACGGAGGCACUGCUCGCCGGAGAGAGCUCGGAGUCCGGGGUGGACAUCGAGCUGGACAUAGCAUCUUCCCCGACCCCGGGCUCCACCGCUUCCACCGGGGGCAAGGCUGACGACCCGAGCUGGUGCAAGACGCCCAGCGGGCACAUCAAGAGACCGAUGAACGCCUUCAUGGUGUGGUCGCAGAUCGAGCGCAGGAAGAUCAUGGAGCAGUCUCCGGACAUGCACAACGCCGAGAUCUCCAAGCGGCUGGGCAAGCGCUGGAAGCAACUGAAGGACAGCGACAAGAUCCCCUUCAUUCGGGAGGCCGAGCGGCUGCGGCUCAAGCACAUGGCCGACUACCCGGACUACAAGUACCGACCCCGGAAGAAGGUGAAGUCCGGCACCUCUAAACCCGGCGGGGAGAAGGGCUGCAGCAGCCCGGGGGGCGGCAACCCCGGUAACGGGAGCAGCUCCUCCAAGCCUCCGGUGAAGAAGAGCAGCGGCGCCAAGCUGUGCAGCAAGCCGCACACCAAGCUCGUCCUGGGCGGCAAAGCCUUCCCGGAGCAGCCGUGCAUUCUGGACCACCACUCCCUGUACAAGUCCCGGACUGCGACCGCCUCCAGCCGACAGGCCGCCCCGGACAAAAAGCCCAAGCACCGGCUGUACAUCUUUGGCGCCCCAGGCUACCAGGGCUCCUCUCCCAUGGCCGUGCCCGCCAGCCCCACUCUGAGCAGCAGCUCCGGCGAGGCCAGCGACCCGCUCAGCUUGUACGACGAUGGGGCCGGCUCCAUGCACAACUCCCCCGACUCCCCGUCCGAGCACGACGGCUACCCGAGGGCGUCCUCCCCGGCCCCGUCGUCCUCUCACUCCUCCUCUUCGGCUGCAUCCUCCCCCUCCUCUGCAUCCUCCUCCUCUUCAUCGGCUUCCUCCUCGGACGAGGAGCUGGAGGACGAGCUGCUGGAGCUCAGCCCGACCCCCGGCUUUGAGAGCAUGUCCCUGGGCAGCUUCAGCUCCUCCGCGCUGGACAGAGACCUGGACUUUAACUUUGAGCCCGGCUCCGGCUCCCACUUCGAGUUCCCGGACUAUUGCACCCCGGAGGUGAGUGAGAUGAUCUCCGGGGACUGGCUGGAGUCCAGCAUCUCCAACCUGGUCUUCACCUACUGAGCCGCCGCCAGCCAGUCAGUCAGCCAGACAGAUGAUACGAGGCCCCCAGCACCCGGAAAGAGACUGCACCUCUGCUUUAUGGCUCAUACCGGGGACACGGGACUGAUAUAAGGGAUUGUUGUUUUAGCAGCCCAGGCUGAGAGCGCCCUUCUCUGCCCCCAGCGGGGAGAGAGAUCCCCCCUGUACAGACUGCAGGCAGGGGGGUGUGGGCGCCUCUGAUGCAGCAGCUCCCAGUGAUGAAGGCACUUAUCCGGCUGCACAUGCUGUUGGGUACAGGAGAGAUCUGCGGAGAGCUCCCAGCCAUCUAGCCAUGGGGGAGAGCGGUGCUCUGAUCCAGUCCUCUCACUCCCCUGUAGUAGGGAGCAAUGGGACUCUCCCUUCCAACGCCAGUGCAGCUUUUACCUUCCAGACGGAGAGGAGAGGAAGGAGCACAAAGAUACACAAACUUCUUACACCUUUUACAGGGGUCACCAGUCCCCCGAAAUGACCUCCCCAUCGCCCUCUGUACCCUGGAAGCGCAGUCGGUGGAUGCGGGGAGGCUUGUUAUAGAUGUAAUGGAUUUGCACGCCUGGAGAAGGAUGGCACCCUUUUUGGGGUAACCCAGCUUUUUCUUUAACCAUCCGUGAAAAGAUGGACUUUUUAUAUAUUAAGGAAAAAAAAAAUUAAGGACACUACUUUUGAGAAGGAAGAAAGAUCUUCUGGACUACACCGAGUUACAUAUUUAUAUGUGGUACCUGGGGAGGGGGAGGGCGAUUCUUUUAAAAAUGUGUUUCUCUUGCUCAGAAUCGUGAUGGUGUUGGAUUAUUUCACUGGUGGGUUAAUAUAGCAUGUUAUCCUGUCUAUCUUUUUAAGGUUUCUGUAAGACUGUUGAACAGUUUUAGUGUUAGGAUAAUAUAAAGCAGAUAGAUGGCGCUAUGUUUGAUUCCUAAGAAAAUCACCAGCUUUUUUCUCAUUCUUAACUCUUAAGGAUUCAAACGCAACUCAAAUCUGUGCUGGACUAAACCAAUAAUUCAGGACCAAAUUUUUUCUCAGAGUAUGUAUGUGUUAUUACUCAGUAGAUGUAAAUGGAAAGACUGUUUCUCUUUGGGUUUUCUUUCUCAUUGGUGAUCCAUAUUGCCCCCGCCCCCUCUUGUACAUGUAUACAGAUACCAUUUUAUAUGUGGACAUAUUUAUACUGGCCAAACUUUUUUUAUUUUUUCCUUUUGUUAAGUAGCUUCCCUUCCCUAUCCACACCAUUUUUUAUGUCUCCUUCACUGAAGGGCUAGAGUUUUAACUUUUAAUUUUUUAUAUUUAAAUGUAGACUUUUGACACUUUUAAAAAGAAAGAAGAGAGAUGAAAACGUUUGAUUAUUUUCUCAGUGUAUUUUUGUAAAAAAUCUAUAAAGGGGGUGUUUUAACCGGUGUCAAUUGCAGUUUUGAAUUUCCUGACAAUACUACAAACAGGGAAGGCUGGUUGAUAUCUCAAACAAAUAAUAAUAAAAAGUUUAACCAGCCUAUUACUCCAUGUUUACACAUUUCAAUCUGCAGGCUUCUUAAAGUGACAGUAUCCCUUCCAGCCCCUAGUGCACUCCGCAAUCACACCUCCAAAGUAUUCUUAAUACACUGUACAUUCGUUGAAAAUUACAAAAAAUAAUUUUUUGUAUUAAUUGUGUAGUAUUUAUAUAGCGCUUUAUACCUUUUGAAAAGGAUUUUUUCCUUUUUAAUUUCUUUCUUUAUUGUGCAGCCAUCUCACUGAUAGAAUAAUGGCAGCACAUUGUAUUUGGCACUGUUACGCCUCAAGGAGAUGGGGAACAAUGUUAGUUGCCUAUUUCCAAGUAGGUAAAUGCAGGGUUAAAACAUUGAGCCACACACUUGUAUUUUUUUUAUAAUGCUCCCCCCCCCCCCCCCCCCCUUUUUGUAUUCUCAAAUGCUUGCUUAUUAUAACCCUUUUAUUGCUGGGGAACUUGUAAUAUGGUUGUCCCUUGUAGCUCCAAAGGGGUUAACUAAGCUAGUCUUUAUUGAAAUGCUUUAAAACAACCAGUGCACAUUAUUAGCAAAAAAAAGGGAUCCUGUAGCUUUAACUUCUAGACCACAUUUUUGCACUUUUUUUAUAAUACAAAAACAAACCGUGCCGUUUAAACCACUGGACCUAUCUAAAUGCCGAUUUGAGUUCGCGACACUAUGUACUGCGUUUUCAUUCUCGUAUUUGACUAUUUAAUCCUUUUAUACUUGUCGCUAAACUAUGAUUGUUUUAGUCUCUUUUGGGCAUGAUGAUAGCAUAUGUAUUCAGGUUUCUAGCUGUUGUGUUUUAAGAUGAAAAACAAGAAAGUGAAAACAUCUUUGUACAUUUAAGUCUAUAAUAAGCAAAAAUGACAAAAAAAAGAUUGUGUGUUUAUGUAUUACAUGACAGGCACUAGAACUUCUGCCGAAUGAGGUAGCUCUGUUUUAACAUAAUUUUUAUAACCUUUUUUGUAAUCCAUACUGUGCAAUAUGCCGUACAGAAUAAUUUUGUCUAACCAUCAAGCCACAAAACAAAGAUUUGAGGCAUUCAUUCAUGCCAGCUAACCAUGUUUCUUUCACUGCCUGUCAGAUUGUUGAUAUACUUCUGUAAAUAACUUUUUUUUAAAGGAAAUAAAAUCAGCUGGAACUGAACCCUUAAAUUUGA